AUGGUGUGCACGGGACCUGCACCGAUAAGCUCCGAUUUCCUCCGCUGUAUCUCCGGUCCCACAGUAGGCAUUGACGAAACCUAUCACGUUCAAACUGCAGGAGGAAAGUACAAUCGGUUACGAAAAACUGGUCUGCGAACAAUCGCCGUCUCGCCUCGGUUUGUAAACAACAUCGCUCUACGUCGCUCUGCCCGCGUCGAAACAGUAAAAAACAAAAUUAAGAAAAACGGCAGAACACUGUUCUACGAAAAUCUGCUGUCGUCCCACUCCCGCGUCCGCGACACUGGUCGCACCGGCGCAAAUCCGCUCGCAACAAGAGAAACCCGCCAUCUCGUUUGGGCACUUUCGUCACAAUUUCCCGUAGGCAACAUCAAUCCGCCAGUCGUGGGCUCACGCCUGACACCGGCUUACGGGCCGAACGGCCGUUCUACAGAGCAAAGCAAAUCGACAAUGACAAUUUUCGGGACUUUUUUUUUUUCAAUAAUAAUUCUGUCCAACGUAACGUUUCCUUUUGUUUUUCCGUCUGACUUGCGCGAUUGUACGCACACGCAGUUUUCAAACAGAGCGACAGCAUUACAGUUCGCCGGCGCAUCAGUUCGCGUACCCGCCCACACUGCCAGAGCACGCGUGUUCAACGCCGUUUUAACGCGCUCGUGUCGACUCGCCGAGCCAUUUUUCCCCGGGACCGGAGAAUUAUUACGAUACGGUCUCGUAACGUCCGGCGAUUCGAUCGUUACACGCACCUAG
Molecule: messenger RNA, 747 nt
Organism: Cinara cedri
Lineage: Eukaryota; Metazoa; Arthropoda; Insecta; Hemiptera; Aphididae
Source: the annotation of a GenBank genome assembly